Messenger RNA from Rotaria socialis, 636 nucleotides. Lineage: Eukaryota; Metazoa; Rotifera; Eurotatoria; Philodinida; Philodinidae. The record is from the annotation of a GenBank genome assembly.
AUGGGAGGUAUAUUUGGUAGAAAACCGCAGAGAUCUUCAAAGCAACCGGCGAUCACAGAACAAGAUCGUGCAGUACUUCAAUUAAAACAACAACGAGAUCUAUUGAAUCAAAAUCGAAGACGCAUUGAAAAUCAAAUUGAGCGAGGACGUGAAGUUGCUAAACAAUUAUUAAAAAAUGGACAACAGGAUCGUGCUUUACUGUUGCUUCGAAAGAAAAAAAUGCUUGAAAUGCAACUUUAUAAAACUGAAGGAAUAUUGGAAAAUGUUGAACAAAUGACACAUGAAUUAGAAUUCGCUCAAGUACAAGCUACUGUUGUUAGUAGUUUGCGGCAAGGAACAGAUGCAUUGAAAAAAAUGAACGAACUGUUAAAAAUUGAUGAUAUUGAAAAAUUAAUGGAAGAUUCACGAGAAGCUAUUGAAUAUCAAAAUGAAGUAUCAAAUCUUUUAGCAGGCGGUUUAAAUCGUGUUGAUGAAGAAAAUAUUGAAGCUGAAUUAGAAGAACUCAUUCAUGCUGAAGAAGCUCGAGAAAUUAAUCGUUUACCAGAUGUACCUGAAAAUCGUCAACGUGAACACGCUCGUAGACCUGUUGUAUCGCCAACAAGAGCACAUCAGCGUGUGCUUACCGAAGCUGAUUAA